CCGACGCAGGACGAGCUUGCUUUCAUGGCUCUCCGGCGAGGUAUCUCUUCUGACUGAAUUUCUACAUUCGUGAGCAACUGUUCAUGCACGACAGUAGUGACGAAAGUGUAGUGCGUAAACGACCACCCGCCCAUUUGUAUCAAAUGUAGAUCUGGAUGAAGAUGUUUAAUUCACUAGAUCUUUUUUUCGUAAUGUCAGCUUGACACUUAUUUCGAACUCAACUCAGUGCGUCCGAGUGGUUGUUUAUGAAACAAACAAGUGCGUGUUGCCGAAAAACGAGACAGUUAGUGGCGUAUGUAAAAGUUGAUAAACUACAGAUGUCUGGUAUUCGGUGACAACCGUGAAGUAUAGAAGCGAAGCAAGAAGUUGCUGCACCUGCCGCAGUUGUACUCGCGGCGCCACUCACGUGUUGCAUGUGUGCCUUGGUUAUCCAUCAUGGUCGCGAACUAGGAACAGCUCCGAUUGGUCGGUUUCGUGGUCACGUGGCAUGGUAAUUGGGCUCCGGUGGGCGGGAAGGAGCGAACGAGGUCGUGGAGGAUCGCGAAAGUGGCGGAAGGAGAAGAGAGAAUAAGCAGCUGUCCACCGGGAGACCUGUGCUCGUCGUGGCCCCGCUCUUCCCAUUUCUUUUCUCUUUUUCUCCCUCUCCUUCUUUCUCUUUUUUCCUCCUUUCGAGAAAACGUCACCCCUUUUCGCAAGAGGCGGUGAGGUGUGGACGAUGGACCACAGUGCAGUGCUGUGCAGUGUGAGCUUAUGAGAAUAGAUACUAACACGAAAUGGUGUACCGGGUCGUAGUCAUUGAUAAAUAAAGGCAACGCAAUAAGAAUGCGGAAGUGAAGUGCGCGAUCGUCUGAAAUUAUUUUCUCUUUUCCUCCCCUGAACACAUCGUAUGUGUAUGUGCGCGCGCGUGUGUGCGUUUUUCGCAAGGGGGUACUCACAAAUAUGAGUUCUUUCCUGAUGAAUCCAUCCGCUGCUGGUGGAUAUCAUCACCACCAGCAUCAGCAGCAAACUGGGAAUCAUCACUUGGCCGCCACGUCUGUCAUGGUCGAUCCGAAGUUUCCUCCCAGCGAGGAAUACAGCCAAAGCAACUAUAUACCCUCGACUGGGGCGGAUUUCUUCGCCGGCAGCAAUAGCGGUCACCACUUGAGCCAUCCGCAAUCUCACCAGCUGCAGUAUGGCUAUCAUCAGCAUCACCAUCAGGCAGCAUCGACUCCUUACGGCGCUUCUUCCGCGGUACAAUUAAACGGCGGGUACACAGGAUACGGCGGAUAUUACGGGCCUCAUCAUCCUCAUCAUCAAGUGCACGCAGUCCAUCAUGCCAGUUUACAUCCUCAUCAUCAUGCGGUGGGUGCCCUGGCGAUGCCGCCGGAAGCUCAGCAACCUCCGCUCACGUGUCCCUCGUCGAUACAAAGUCAGCAGCAGCAGCAACAGCAGCAGCAGCAACAACAACAACAACCCGUACCGACGUCAACUGUCGUCGGCUCCACUCCUUUGUCGCCGUCUAUAAUGCAGAAUCACGUACAACCAGACGCCCUUCAGCAUCAUCAGCAGCAACAUGAGAACAAUGCUUGCAGUCCAACUGGUUCGGGUCAGUUGCAUCGAGAUAAUUCGCCUGAUCUUCAAACGCAACAGUCGUCCUCACAGCAACCUCAGCAUAUACAAAACAGCCAACAACAGACUCCUCAGCAGCAGCAGCAACAACACCAUGUGGAAGAUGGUAUGGAUGCAGAUGAUAUGGAAGAUGAUCAAAUGAUGGACGGUUCACCGGGAAUGAUGGAGGAGGAAGAGGAGGAUGAAGAGAACGGAGACCGCAUGAUCUUCCCGUGGAUGAAAAAGAUUCACGUAGCAGGUGUCGCGAAUGGCUCGUAUCAACCUGGAAUGGAACCAAAACGACAAAGGACUGCCUAUACUAGGCAUCAAAUAUUGGAACUGGAAAAGGAGUUUCACUAUAAUAGAUAUCUAACGAGACGACGACGGAUCGAAAUAGCGCAUACCUUAGUCCUGACCGAGCGACAGAUAAAAAUUUGGUUCCAAAACCGCCGUAUGAAAUGGAAGAAAGAUCAUAAACUGCCGAACACGAAGAACGUACGCAGAAAGAACGCAAACGGACAAGCACCAUCAGCAACGACGAAGCCCGCGAAGACCUCAGCGACGCGUGCGAAGUCGGGCACGGGUAACAACAACAGCCAAAGAAAAAACAACAAUUCACCUUCCAGCGGUAUGGAGAAUAGCCUGGACUCCAAUAUCGGUCUCGAUAUGGGCGAAGUUCACGGGGUCAGCUCCAGUCUUUCUCAUCCCAGUCUAACUCAUCCUGGCUUUCAAGGUCACCCUCAUCCUCUGGCUCAUCUCCAAGCGCAGCUGAGUCAUCAUCACGUGGGUGUAAUGAUAGAAGGUUCGUCGGGAGGAUCGUUGGGACACAUAGGUUCCGGAAGUAUCAGUCCUCUUGCUCCGGCUACCAGUCCUUCCGGAUUGUCGCAAGUGUCAGCUCCUGUACCACCGUCGGCGAUAAAAUCCGAUUACGGACUCACGGCCCUGUAACAUCUAUUUUGAUAGACACACACACAUAUAUGUAUAUAUACAUAUAAUUUUCAAUGUUUAAUUGACGAUCUUCCGCCGCGGACAAUUCAUUGCUUUCCUCGCUCCUUUGGAUAUUUAUUGCAGAUUAUAUAAACAGUUUGAGUUUUUCUCUAUCGAGCCUACUAGUAUGGCGAGAGAGAGAGAGAGAGAGAGAGAGAGAGAGAGAGAGAGAGAGA
Molecule: messenger RNA, 2750 nt
Organism: Harpegnathos saltator (Jerdon's jumping ant)
Lineage: Eukaryota; Metazoa; Arthropoda; Insecta; Hymenoptera; Formicidae
Gene: Dfd
Product: homeotic protein deformed
Exons: 2
Coding region: 940-2535 (531 amino acids)
Biological process (GO): anterior/posterior pattern specification; positive regulation of transcription by RNA polymerase II
Cellular component (GO): nucleoplasm; nucleus
Molecular function (GO): DNA-binding transcription factor activity, RNA polymerase II-specific; RNA polymerase II cis-regulatory region sequence-specific DNA binding
Source: RefSeq, a predicted model, not a curated record